AUGCCGCAGUCGUCGUCGUCGCCGUCGCGGGGGGACUCGGGGGAGGGCAGCCCGUCCAGGGCCCCCAAGAAGCACAGCUCCUUCCACAUCUGGCGCUCCAAGAAGAAGCAGCCCCCGCCGCCGCCGUCGCCGUCCGAGUGUGGGGUGUUCGUGCCGCACCCGCCACUGGACGAGGCCAGAACUUUGGAAGUAGCAGAUGGCGACCACAUUGUUCAAGAGUCCCAGGAAGUUUCCUUGCACUGUGGGGAAUCCCAGUUCUUUCACCUCACCAAUGAGGCAUCUGGCCCCGUAUCUUUGGAGUCUGGAGUGCUUAAAAAGUCCAGAGCACAGCCACCAGAAGAGAACAAAAGAAAGCCAGUGUUGGGGAAACUUGGCAACCUGUUCACGGCAGGAAGGAGAAGGAACACCAGGAACGGGUUCGAGUGCCCCUCCAGCUCAAAUCCCAAAAACGUAACGCCAGCUAAACUCUCCCAGCGGGAGGGUGAGAAGAGUACCGCGCCGGGCGGCCCACCCCCGCACCCCGACGCGUGCCCCGAGGGUCCCACUCCCGAGUCCGAGGGCCAGGGCUCGGAGGGCAGUGUCCGGGCAGGCCCCCUGGACAGCGAGGUGACCCCCGGCUCGGGCAGCCGUGCGGUGGAGGCGGCCGCGGUGCAGCAGGGCCACGAAAGUGCUUCACCUCAAUUAGAGCCUCCGGAGGCUCAGGGAGCGACUUUCCCAGGUGCCACCACCGCUGCCAAGCAGCCGCAUUCCUCGCCAGAGGAUUCCCCCGGGCGAGAGCACGCAGUGACGCCCGCGCCAGGUCUGGGGGAGGACCCUGCGCUCGGCGCUGGCUGCGGCGAGCAGGAGGCCGUCCGAGAUAGCAUUUAUAAACUUCCCAUGUCUAGUCAGCUCACUGGUUUUGAAAAUGUAUCUUUAAGCCCUGCCAAGCCCAAACAUGUGGAGCUAAAUCUUAAACACCCCAAGAAUCUUGACAGCUUGGGAAAUGAGCAUAAUCCUUUUAGCCAGCCAGUCCACAAGGGAAACACUGCUACCAAAAUCUCCUUAUUUGAAAACAAACGGGCCAACAGUAGCCCAAGACAGGCCGACUCUCGAGGCACCAGGAACAUCCCUCCCUCUAAUAAAACAUUUGUUGGCCGUGCAAAGCUGAAUUUAGCCAAAAAGGCCAAGGAGAUGGAGCAACCUGAAAAGAAAGUAAUGCCCAACAGUCACCACAAUGAUGUGCUGGUGAAGGAAAGUCCUGUAGAACCCAAAGCUACUGUCCCUGAAGAAGAGACAGGGACUAGGAGGCCCAGUGUGAGAGGAAAUGAAGGGGAUCCGGCCAAGGAUCAAACGCUCAGUUCUCAGCUUAACCCAAGAGAGAAAGCAGAAGUGCACACAGACGCUGCCUGUCCCUCAGUGGUUACUGCUCUGGCCCCGGUCAGGAACCACACACUCUUGGGAGAGGAUAACUCGAAGGCUGCUGACAGCAAAAGGCUUGACCCUGAAAAUAUGACUGAUCCAUCCCCAAAUAUUGCCGUCCACCUUAAUACCAAAGAUUCACCUCCACCAGCGGUACCCAAGGCAGAGGACACGGUUUGUGACUCACAGCCCCCAGCUGAGUCAUCUAAUGGGCCUUCUUUUCUUUCGACAUCUGCACCCAGCCCCAUGGAUGUUCCUGAAGACAAGUGUACCCAAGUUCCCGUGAGCAGUUUCCCAUGCACUGAUGCACAUGUGCCAGGAAACCAUAAUGGAGUUUUUCCUGCGUCUCAUCAGGAUCAUGAGAACACGCCUCUCUCCGAACCUGGAGGAGAAGGCGAAGUGACCCCUCCUUUGUCCGCAGAGGCUGUGGGAGAUGAGUGCCCAUCCAAAGUCCUUGUCCAGGUCAGAUCCUUCAUGCUUCCCAUGGAGAACACCCAGGAUGUGAACUCCCAGAUCAUCUCAGAUCACUCUGAAACUCAAGAAGUCCACUUGUCAACUUUACACAACGAUGAAAUCGAAGUCGUCUCUGUUGCAAGCUGUGCUCCCCAGAAAGAGGAAGUCCUGGGCAGUAAGAGCACAUCACCCAAACCCCCUCAUGGUAAAGAGGAACAUACCUCAAAACUGAGCCCAGAAGCCGUGCCACUAGCGUCAGAAGACACUCCGCCCAGCCAGGCCCCAACUCAGACCAGCCAACCGGCCCCCACAGCGGAACCCAGCCCCACCAACUCUCCUUACGGUGGAAAGAGAUUAGAAGUUCUGCAAAGGCCAGAUCACCCUGUAGUGAAUGGCCAGGACAGCCCUGCUGGACGUAUGAGCAUCUCUGCUGGUAGUGAUGACAGUGUCCUCGAUUCUUCCUCGGACAUGGAGAAAUUCACUGAAAUCAUUAAAAAGAUGGACAGUUCUGUCUGUGUGCCCCAGAAGAAAAAGAAGGCCAGGGUGCCCAACUCUCCAACCCCUCCCUUCGCCAUGCCACCUAUUCAUGAAGACAAUUUAGAGAAAGUGUUUGAUCCCAGCGUGUUCACCGUGGGGUUAGGGAAGAAAAGAGAAAGUCAGCCGGAGAUGUCCCCGGCUUUACAGCUGAUGCAGAACCUUGAUGCGAAAUCCAGACUGAGGCCCAAGCGGGCCGGUACCGAGCACAGUGUCCUCUUCAAGUCCCUGCAAGCUAACCCGGAUGGGAAAAACGAACCCGUGCUGCCUCCAGAAACCAAUGACAAAGAGAACAGGGACAUCACAAAUGUUGGAGUUAAGAGGUCUCGCCUAGAAAAGAGUGCGCUCUUCUCCGGCAUGUUGGCACCUGCUUUACCACAAGACCAAAUCUUCUCUCCCUCGGUGACAUCAGUCAAGACCAUGACCACGUCUUUCAGCACUUCCCCGAACAGUUCUCUUUCUCGCUCUUCAGGGUUACAGCCCCGGACGGAGGCCGCCCCACCCUGCGGGGCAGACACAGAGCAACCACAUCUACCCAACCACUCCCUGAAGGUCUUCAACUUCGACUCCUCGGCCACAUCUCAUUCAGGUUUCAAAAGCCCAAGUUACAUGGACAAGUAUCUGCACAAGGAGGAAGCCAAAAAAGAUGUAGAUUCCCGAAGCAACCUGCACUUGCCAGAGGUGAAAUUUUCUGAGUUGUCGAAACUGAAGACCAACGAAGAUCCGGAGAACACAAGUCAUCUUGAAAGUGCUUUCAAACCCAGCCUGCCCAACUUUGGAAACAGUGACACUGACUUCGUGGGCCUUUUCAAAUCCAGCCGGUAUGACCCAAACAUUGCUUUUUCUGGACUGUCAUUAUCAGACACAAUGUCACUUAGAGGAAGUGCCCAAAAUAAAAUCAACCCCCGGCCUGGAAAGUUGGUGAUCUACAGUGAGCCCGAGGCCUCUGAUGCGUGCGUGGAAGUUUUCAGAGACGUCCAGGACUGUAGCUCGUGGACCCUCUCUCCAGUGAUUGUCAUCAAGGUCGUUAGAGGAUGCUGGAUUUUGUAUGAGAAACCCAAUUUUGAAGGGCACUCCAUCCCCUUAGAGGAAGGAGAACUGGAGCUCUCUGCUCUCUGGGGUACAGAAGAUACUCUGGAAAAUAAUGAUGAAGCAGAGUCAGCCAAGCCCAUGGUGAUUGGCUCAAUCAGACAUGUGAUCCAGGAUUACAGAGUGAGUCAAAUUGACUUAUUUACGGAACCAGAAGGGUUAGGACUUCAGAAUUCCUACUUUGAUGAUACCGAAGAAAUACAGGGAUUUGGUUUAAUGCAUAAAACUCGUUCCAUUAAAGUACAUUGGGGCACGUGGCUCAUCUACGAAGACCCCGGGUUCCAAGGCAGCCCUUUCAUCCUGGAGCCUGGCGAAUACCCCGACUUAUCCUUCUGGGGCACCGAAGAAGCGUACAUCGGAUCCAUGCGGCCUCUCAAGAUGGGUGGCCGCAAAGUUGAAUUCCCUACGGAUCCAAAGGUGGUUGUCUAUGAAAAGCCUUCCUUUGAAGGGAGAUGUCUGGAACUGGAAACAGAGAUGUACAGCUUCCUCACAGAAGGAGGCGAAGCGGGAGGAAUGACCGGAGAUGAUGGUUUGCCGCUUACAUCAGUGGGGUCGAUGAAAGUGCUGAGAGGCAUUUGGGUUGCCUACGAGAAGCCUGGAUUCGCGGGUCAUCAGUAUCUGCUAGAAGAAGGAGAAUACCAGGACUGGAAGGAGUGGGGAGGCUACAAUGGAGAACUUCAGUCUCUACGGCCUAUCUUAGGUGAUUUUUCCAAUGCCCACAUGAUAAUGUACAGUGAUAAGAACUUUGGCUCUAAAGGUUCCAGUAUCGAUGUGUUAGGGAUCGUUGCCAAUUUAAAGGAGACUGGCUAUGGAGCAAAGACACAAUCCAUCAACGUUCUGAGUGGCGUCUGGGUAGCGUAUGAGAAUCCUGACUUCACGGGAGAACAGUACGUACUGGAUAAAGGCUUGUACACCAGCUUCGAGGACUGGGGAGGCAAAAAUUGUAAGAUCUCUUCUCUUCAACCCAUAUGUUUGGAUUCAUUUGCUGGCCCAAGGAGACGAAAUCAGAUUCACUUGUUUUCAGAAGCACAGUUUCAAGGUUGCAGCCAACAGUUUGAAGAAACGACAAAUCAAAUUGAUGACUCAUUUUCUGCGAAAUCGUGUAGAGUUUUAGGAGGCAGCUGGGUCGCGUAUGAUGGCGAGCACUUUUCUGGUAACCAGUACGUGCUGGAGGAAGGCCACUAUCCUUGUCUCUCUGCAAUGGGAUGUCCACCCGGAGCCACUUUCAAGUCUCUUCGUUUUAUAGAUGCUGAAUUUUCUGAACCAACAAUUAUUCUUUUUGAAAGAGAAGACUUCAACGGGAAAAAGAUUGAACUGAACGCAGAAACGGUCAAUCUUCGGUGCCUGGGAUUCAACACUCUGAUCCGCUCUGUUCAGGUUAUUGGUGGCAUAUGGGUUACUUAUGAAUAUGGCAAUUACAGGGGUCGGCAGUUUCUACUCUCCCCGGCAGAAAUACCUAAUUGGUAUGAAUUCAGUGGCUGCCGCCAGAUAGGCUCUCUAAGACCUUUUGCACAGAAACGGAUUUACUUCAGACUUCGAAACAAAGCCACGGGGUUACUCAUGUCCACCAAUGGAAACUUAGAGGACUUGAAGCUGCUCAGAAUCCAGGUCAUGGAGGAUGUUGGUGCUGACGACCAGAUAUGGAUUUAUCAGGAAGGCUGCAUCAAAUGUAGGAUAGCGGAAGACUGCUGCCUGACGAUCGUGGGCAGCCUGGUCACCUCCGGCUCCAAGCUGGGCCUGGCCCUGGACCAGAACGCGGACAGCCAGUUUUGGAGCAUGAAGUCGGACGGCAGGAUCUAUAGCAAGUUGAAGCCACAUUUAGUUUUAGAUAUUAAAGGGGGCGCUCAGUAUGAUCAAAAUCACAUAAUCCUCAACACCGUCAGCCAAGAGAAGUUGACGCAAGUAUGGGAAGCCAUGGUUCUGUAAACCCGAGACUGCCCUCUCUGGAGGCCCUCCGGACGCUGUGUGAAAACGAGGCAGUGCAGACAGAAGAGCCCAAAGGGAAGAUGGCGCCCCUUCCACCGAGUCAUUCUGGUGCCUACUUGAGUCACUGCCGUAACCGGGGCAAGUGCCUCGUCUCCUCUAAGACUCCUCGUUUUAAACAGCUACUUGCUCUCCUCUCAUUUCUUGUCCUUCCUUUCCAUCUCGAUUUACACAGGUUGUCUCAGGAACAGCUUUGGGGGCGGGGGGUGUCUUUUAAAAAGGUCAUAUUAAAACUUAAAAACUGUAGUUUAAAUUAUUUUCCAUGCAUAACAGGAGAGCAUAUGAACAAAUGUACCAGUUUUUGUGGGCCUACAGAUCCCUUACGCUUUAAAAGGUAGGCCCAAUGCCUAAGUUUGUAAGGGCUAAGAGGACUGUUUAGCCCUUGGGAAGAAAUGCUGGCAGUUGAGCCCUUGACCUUGUCUUUCAUAGGAUCAUGAAUUCUGUUUCACAGCAGAGUGAGGAAAGCUGUACAUCUUCAGACCUAUUGUAAAGAACUGACUUAGGUGUUAACAGAGGAGUUUCGGUGAACACUCAAAUUUAGUAAAUGGUCUGCAGACGUGUAUUAGCAGGAUUUACGCUAGUUUAAUUCGGGCAGCCACAGUGAGAAAGUGCUGCUGGAACAGUGUCACCACAUCUAAUGCAUUAGUCUGUCUUCCCCGCCUACGAGGGCUCAGGCACCGCCAUGCAGCCCCCCCGCCAUGCUCCGGGCUUUUCGCCUCACCUUUCCCACCGGCCUGUCCUGGACGGCCGGCACAGGCCUGUGUGUGGCUGCCUUCCCUGUGGGGUUCCACAGCCAGGUUUUGAGGCCCAGCGACGUCUGAGGGUCCUGCAGCCAUGCUGUGUCACUUGUUUCUGGUAGCAGGAGUCAAAAGAAUGACCAACAAUCCCUCAAGAAACGGAAGAACAGACCUUAGGGGAUGUUUCGGGGUCAAAUCUCAGAAGUCUGGGAUCCUUACAAGGCAAGCAAGCAUCUGAAGAAAGAACGUUGAAAAUGUGUAACUGCUGACAACACACUGGCCCAGAGGGUGCUGUUCAAACAGUUCUAGUUUGGAAUAAAACUGGUGAACAACCUCA
Molecule: messenger RNA, 6531 nt
Organism: Echinops telfairi (small Madagascar hedgehog)
Lineage: Eukaryota; Metazoa; Chordata; Mammalia; Afrosoricida; Tenrecidae
Gene: CRYBG1
Product: crystallin beta-gamma domain containing 1
Exons: 23
Coding region: 1-5400 (1799 amino acids)
Biological process (GO): lens development in camera-type eye; visual perception
Molecular function (GO): structural constituent of eye lens
Source: RefSeq, a predicted model, not a curated record